Molecule: messenger RNA, 453 nt
Organism: Lindgomyces ingoldianus
Lineage: Eukaryota; Fungi; Ascomycota; Dothideomycetes; Pleosporales; Lindgomycetaceae
Product: ribosome biogenesis protein Nop10
Exons: 4
Coding region: 66-266 (66 amino acids)
Biological process (GO): positive regulation of telomerase RNA localization to Cajal body; rRNA pseudouridine synthesis; ribosome biogenesis
Cellular component (GO): box H/ACA snoRNP complex; box H/ACA telomerase RNP complex
Molecular function (GO): box H/ACA snoRNA binding; telomerase RNA binding
Source: RefSeq, a predicted model, not a curated record
GCGACUUCUCCCGCCUGGUAGACAGAAGAACACCACACCGUUCCUUUCCAAAACUAUCCUUCAAAAUGCAUCUCAUGUACACCCUCGGUCCCGACGGCAAACGCCAAUACACGCUCAAGAAAGUCGUCGAUAGCGUUGUCGCCAAGUCAGCGCAUCCGGCGCGGUUCAGUCCUGAUGAUAAAUACUCGAGGCACCGCGUCACGAUCAAGAGAAGAUAUAGUCUACUUUUGACUCAGCAGAGGAAUAAGCAUGUACUCGGCCAAUAGGCGAUGCUUCGGACGGCAUGAUGCGAAUGCUUGAAAAGUGUUUUGGCGAACCGGUGAAUCCUUUCAGGUAGCUACGGCUGCUAUUUGUGAGGGGCGGCUCAUUUUAGGGCUUUAUGGGAAUCUAGCGGCUGUAUUGUGACCAGCUACGGCUUAAACGAAAGAAUAAUAAUUUAAGCUGCACAUUGUG